GAACGCGGCUCGGCUAGCGGCUAGCACGUUAGCUCGACAGGAAAAGCAAGCGUCAACGGGGACAGAGCGAGACAGACGUUAUACCAAAUCACUUCUGUAACACGAAGGGAGAUAUACGUCGGCACUGACAGUGCUGCCUUUGAUAAGUAGAGUUAGCUCCGAGGCAAGCUAUUAGGGAUCAUUUAACUGUCGAGCCUCUAAGUUAAACGGGUUGUUUUCUUACGGCAGACAUUUACUUGAGCUGGUAGCCUGUUAGCUAGCCUGCGCGUUAGCUAACGCUUCAGACCGAGGCAGAGGAAAAGUCCACUUUUGAUAUUUUUCACCGCAGGAUCAUCGCCCAGCUGUGGCAUAAUGACAUCAAGGAAGAAAGUACUACUCAAAGUCAUCAUCCUCGGAGACUCCGGAGUUGGGAAGACCUCUUUGAUGAACCAGUAUGUCAAUAAGAAGUUCAGUAACCAGUACAAAGCCACAAUAGGUGCUGAUUUCCUGACGAAAGAAGUCAUGGUGGAUGACAGACUUGUCACAAUGCAGAUUUGGGACACAGCAGGUCAGGAGAGGUUCCAGUCCUUAGGUGUGGCUUUCUACCGCGGAGCAGACUGCUGUGUCCUGGUGUUUGACGUGACAGCACCGAACACCUUCAAGACUCUAGACAGCUGGAGGGACGAGUUCUUGAUCCAGGCCAGCCCCCGAGACCCGGAGAAUUUCCCCUUUGUGGUGCUGGGUAACAAGAUUGACUUGGAGAACAGACAGGUAACAACCAAACGAGCACAGGCUUGGUGUCAGAGCAAGAACAACAUCCCAUAUUUCGAAACCAGCGCCAAGGAGGCGAUCAAUGUGGAGCAAGCGUUCCAGACUAUUGCACGCAACGCUCUUAAACAGGAGACUGAAGUGGAGUUGUACAACGAGUUCCCUGAGCCGAUAAAGCUGGACAGGAGCGAGCGAGCCAAGCCGUCAGCAGAGACCUGCAGCUGCUGAGGACUCUGAAGCUCUUCGAGGGGGCGGGGGGGUUGUCACUACCCUCACUACCCUGUCUUGCCUUGUCUAUAUAUCCCCUUUCCCAUGGCCCACUGUGUUAAUCCCUGAUGUCCAACAUACAAGCAGCAUCCCACUCAUAGAAUAUACUACUACACACACAAACAUGCCGCACUCACCUCCUUAUGUAUACAAAACAUUUUCUAUAAAAUAUGAGUCUCCUAGCCCAAAGAACACCGUAAGGAAACAUUAUGGAAUUUACUUGUAUGAUGCUCAUUACUUCCCAGUGUUUCCCUACACUUUUUCAUGACUGUGGUGGCUUGGGCUAAUCUCAUUUUCGGUUUCAUGUAUAUCACUGCUUUCACAUCCAGUUUUGGUUCUAACGGCUUUUAUUUGGAUACUUAAAGUGGUAAAUCCAAGCAUUAUCUCUAUACAUGUUUGUGUCAAUGAGUAAAGUUAGAAAACUAAUGUUAUUUGUUGUUUGUUUUUUUAAAAAUCAAAGUUUCUUUGGCUGUGGUGGUUUUUACUUUCAUGGCCCACCACUGCUGCUUGAAAAGAGGAAACACUGCUCCCCCAUUUUAGUUAUUUGUGUUGUGGCUUAAUUUAAAUUUUACUCCCAAAAACACUUGGUUUCACUUUACCUCAUGCAAUCUUAAAAAAGCUCUGAUAUAUAACGGAGUCAGAACUGAAAUAGUGAGUCAGUGUGUAAAGGUGCAUGUGUGGAUCACAUUGCCUCUUGAUUCUCAUUAAUUAGUACAGUGUUGAAAAUCAGAAGUAUGUACAGAUUUCUUUUUUCUUUUGCACUUGCGGUCAUCCACAAUAACUGAAGACUUGUUCAGACAUCACAUUUUGGAGCCACAAUAAAUGCAAUUGUAGCUCAGGUUGAGGACAUCUUGUGAAUCCAGACUCAGCUUCUUGAUCUAAGUGCUGUCCCUAACACACUAUUUGCUGUUCCUGGACUAAGGAAGUGAAGUUUCGUCUUGUAAUCAGUUAUUCUUGGUGCAACAUUUGACAUGGGAAUGAACCAAAUCAAGAAAGCAUGUCAUUCUACCUACAGGAGA
Micropterus salmoides (largemouth bass) is the source of this 2033-nucleotide messenger RNA. Its product is annotated as ras-related protein rab7. Gene Ontology annotation, biological process: endosome to lysosome transport; phagosome-lysosome fusion. The transcript is spliced from 6 exons. Gene Ontology annotation, molecular function: GTPase activity; GTP binding. The coding region runs from base 352 to 975 and encodes 207 amino acids. Gene Ontology annotation, cellular component: lysosome; late endosome; phagocytic vesicle. NCBI's taxonomy places the organism in Eukaryota, Metazoa, Chordata, Actinopteri, Centrarchiformes, Centrarchidae. The record is from RefSeq and is a predicted model, not a curated record.